AAGAUGAAUAAUGUGACGGAGUUCAUCCUUUUGGGUUUGACCCCAAACACGGAGCUUCAGAAAUUCUCAUUUGUUGUCUUUUUAACUGUCUACUUGGCCACCCUGGCAGGAAACCUGCUCAUCAUGGUUACCAUCAGCACCAGCAGAGCCCUCAGAUCCCCCAUGUACUUCUUCCUGUCUUACUUAUCCCUUCUCGAUGGCUGCUGUUCUUCCUCUAUGACUCCUAAAAUGCUAGCUGACUCUCUUUCUGUGAACAAAACCAUAUCUUUUCAUGGAUGUAUGGCUCAAGUCUUUGCUGAGCAUCUUUUCGGGGCUGCUGAAAUUAUUCUCACAGUGAUGGCCUACGACCGUUACGUGGCCAUCUGUAAACCCCUGCGCUACAGGAUCGUCAUGAACCACCAGGUGUGUAACCUCCUGGUGGCAGUGGCCUGGGCUGGAGGCUUUGUCCAUGCAACCGUUCAGAUCCUCUUCACUGUCUGGCUACCUUUCUGUGGCCCCAAUAUCAUAGACCACUUUAUGUGUGACUUGAAUCCUUUGUUGAAACUUGUCUGCAUGGACACCCACACCCUUGGACUCUUUGUUGCUGCCAACAGUGGGUUCAUCUGUCUAUUGAACUUUCUCCUCUUGAUAGUCUCUUAUGCAGUCAUCCUAUACACUCUGAAGUCUCACAGCUUGGAGGGAAGGCGUAAAGCCCUCUCCACCUGUGUCUCUCACAUCACCGUGGUUAUCUUAUUCUUUGUACCCUGCAUAUUUGUGUAUCUGCGCCCAGUGACCACCUUCUCCAUUGAUAAAGCUGUGGCUGUAUUUUAUACCAUGAUAACUCCUAUGCUCAACCCUUUAAUCUACACCCUCAGGAAUGCAGAGGUGAAAAAUGCUAUGAAGAAACUCUGGGUCAAAAGUUAA
Marmota flaviventris (yellow-bellied marmot) is the source of this 903-nucleotide messenger RNA. NCBI's taxonomy places the organism in Eukaryota, Metazoa, Chordata, Mammalia, Rodentia, Sciuridae. The record is from RefSeq and is a predicted model, not a curated record.